CAGUUCCGAUUCUACCGUCCACCGCGAUGGCCGCUCUCCCAAAACAACUCCAGGUGAUGCCGUCCACGUUGCGAAUCCUGGCGCUGACCGGUGUUUGGGGAUCUGGGAGGAAAAUCUACCGAUUCGGGCUGAUGUUCGGCUACGGAUUUAUGGUCAUGAUGCUGCCGCGAUUCGUGUUUGGCGUCGGAAGCGAUAAUCUGUCGGCAAUUCUGAAAAGCAUCGGCGAGGUGAUCUUCCUCAGCUCGAUCUUUGUGCCGGCGCUGGUGUUUGCCGGGAAACAGGGGACGUUCGAAAAGGUCGUCAACGGAUUGGGGGAGAUUUUUCGGAAAGCUACAAUCGGUGAACAAUUCAAAGAGUGCUUUGAAUUGAUCGAGCAGCAAAAUGUGAAGGUCAAGAAAUUUGCUGAUUUUCUAACAAUUUAUAUGUCGUUUGCCGCGUUUGGAUACUGCAUGCCGUCGCUCUUCAUCUCCUAUCUGCGCUAUUUUACCAACGAUGGAACCAAUCCGGUCGUAUUCGUACUUCCAAUGGAGCAAGAGUUCUACGGUCUGCAAAUUCGUACUAAUUUGGCACAUUACAACAUUUUUAUGGUAAUUUCACUGUUGGCCUACAUGGUUUGCUCGUACUUUACGCUGGUCAAGUUGACUCUGCCACUUUUCACGAUAAGGUACAGCUCGAUAACCUACCGUUUGGUGGCGAUAAGAAUUCGGAACUUGACCAGAUAUAAAUCGUCAGCAACUGAUAUAAAGGAUAUUAUUGAACUUCACCAACAAGCUUUCAACGUCACAGCCUUGGUCGAAGAAAUGUGUCACAUUCCGGUGGCACUAGAAUUCCUAACCUGUAUUCUGCUGUGGAGUUUGGUCAUGUUUUACAUCUCAACUACAAUGGGCUGGGAUCUGUUUAGCAUUUUGAUCGUGGUAUUUUCAUCACUGGUGGAAGCCUUUGGCUACUCGUACCUCGGCUCGGAGCUAUCCGAGCAGGCCGUGACAGUUGGCGCCGCCUGCUACGAACUGCCCUGGUACGAGAGCUCGAGCGCUGAGCUGACCCUGGCUUGCCGGCGAAUAAUCCAACGCAGCCUGAAAGCGACUCGGCUCACCGGACUCAAAAUGUUCUCCAUCGAUCUGAAGACCUAUGGAAAUCGCCGCCGCAGCAGAGAGGUGAUCUGGUUCGUGCACGAUCAGCAGCAGAACAUGGCGGUUGAGCCGGUUAUUGCCGAUCUCUCGAACUCGUUCUGGCUCGGGUUGGCGGUCAACGAGAUGCAUUUGAAAAAAGGCUUUGAGAAGCUAAUGGACCGUAACUUGUUCAACCUUCUUUUCAACCGUCCAAAACACCAGCAGCAGCAACUCAGUGGGACAGGUGAUUCGCCGCCCAGCACAUUCGUUCCCAGUUCCCAGCACAAGAAAAACUGUGCCUCUUGGCCAGUUUGCGACGACGACGAAGGAGAUCGGCCAGAUUAA
Messenger RNA from Culex pipiens pallens (northern house mosquito), 1454 nucleotides. RefSeq lists its product as uncharacterized. NCBI's taxonomy places the organism in Eukaryota, Metazoa, Arthropoda, Insecta, Diptera, Culicidae. Bases 27 to 1454 code for a protein of 475 amino acids. Gene Ontology annotation, molecular function: odorant binding; olfactory receptor activity. The record is from RefSeq and is a predicted model, not a curated record. Gene Ontology annotation, cellular component: plasma membrane. The transcript has 6 exons. Gene Ontology annotation, biological process: detection of chemical stimulus involved in sensory perception of smell; sensory perception of smell.